Molecule: messenger RNA, 2497 nt
Organism: Macrobrachium nipponense
Lineage: Eukaryota; Metazoa; Arthropoda; Malacostraca; Decapoda; Palaemonidae
Gene: Not10
Product: CCR4-NOT transcription complex subunit 10-A-like
Biological process (GO): mRNA catabolic process; negative regulation of translation
Cellular component (GO): CCR4-NOT complex
Molecular function (GO): protein binding
Source: RefSeq, a predicted model, not a curated record
UCGGGACUCGGGAAAUUGUGUAGUAAACGACACCACGAACACAAAACAUAUCGCCAGGCGAGAGGGAGACAGAGACUCCUAGUCGUAACUUAGGCCUAAUUGUACAGCUUAAUUCGUGUUUUGUAUUCUGCGCCUCCCCUUUUUCAUUUCCCACUACCGAACUGACGAAGUUUGAUCAUAUGAACGGUACUGAUGAAUAAGGCUGUUGUAGAAUAUUACAAAAGUGACCUUAAGAACACUAGUGCAUUCCGUAAGCAGUUAGUCGAUAUAUGUGUACAGUCUGGCUUUAAAAUAGAUGAGGUUGGUUCAGCUGAUGAAGUUGAUAGAAGUGUGAUCCAUUUGAACAACUGCAUUGUCCUAUACCAUUUGCACCAGUAUCGGGCGGCUUUAUCACUGCUGGAGAAAAUGUACACUGGUUUAGAAUCCCUGGAGGAAAGUGUUGGUAUAGGUGUGUGUCUUUUAAUGGCAGAGUGUUAUCUUGGUGUAUAUCAGCCAGAGAAAGUUUUACCAGUUAUUGCCCACACAGAAACAACCUUUCUUCCACAACCUCUUCCACACACACCUUCUCCAAAGCAACCUCCACCACAAGAAAAAGAAAACAAGUCACCCGAAAAGACUGGUGUUUCUACUGGCAGUGGUUCUAAUGGAAAUAGCAGCAGUAGUAGCAGUAGCAGUAGUAGUAGCAGUAGUAGUGCAGCAGCAGAUGAAAUACGUUGCAGUGCCACCCAAGAACAGUUACGAGGUAAACUUCAACAGCUUAGAGUACGGGCUAUGUUGAUGAUGAGAUCAUUACGUGUAGCGAAGAAGGAAUUAAAAACAAUCGUAACUCAUGCAGUUAGUGCAGGAAAAUCUUUGAAUGUAACACUUGUUAGUUUAAAAAGCCAGUUAGAGUAUCUUAGAGGAAACUUUCGGAAGGCCAUUAAAGUCCUAAAUCAGUGUGCUGCAAUACCUACUCCUAGUCUUACAUAUGGUCCUAGCUUAGGUGUAAUGUAUUACAAUAAUCUGGGUGUAAUUCACCUUGGCUUAGGAAAACCAACAGUUGCUUGUCUUUAUCUUCAAAAGGCCUUACAAGAAACACAGAUAUUAGGUGACACAGAAUCCUCAGAGACUUCAGGAGACUGGUUAUCUACACGUUCAAUAUAUCAGCUUAGUAGUAAUGUACAGUCAGAACUUUAUUAUAAUUUAGGUGUUACAUUACUUCAUAUGAAUAAACCUGAUAAAGCAUUUGACUUUCUUCUAGAAGUUUUACAAGUACAUUCCACAAAUCCUCGCUUAUGGCUACGACUUGCAGAAUGUUGUAUAGCUGUACACAAAUUGUGCCUUAAGGAUGACAUAAGCAUCAGGAAGUCAGUAGUCCAGGGAACUGUAGGUGUUGGUAUACACCGAAAAAUUUGCAUUGCUACGUGUAUCGACAGUCAUAAUAAGAAAAAGGAUCUGGAAUCCGCCUCAGAUGCUGCAUUUCCAGAACCAACGUUGGAGUUUGGUCGACUAUGCCUUCGUAAUGCCCUUGUGUUACUACCAGAAAACGCUUCAACAACACCACUCACAGAUGAACAAGAGGCAUCAGGAGUUAUGCCUGAGCUGUAUCCAGCAGGGCCUUCUUCUCCAUUGCGAGGAACCGAAGUGGUCAGCCUCCGUGUUUCAGCACUUGCUUGUAGUGCCUACGUGUGCCUCUGCUUAUCUGAUCAUUCAGCUGCCUUACGGCAUGCAGAAACCUUACUCGUUGCUCAUCCAAAAAUACCUGGUGUCUAUAAGUUAUUAGGACAUUUAUAUGCUGGUGAAGCCUUGAUUUGUUUAGGAAGAGUGUCAGAAGCAGUUACACACUUUGAUCCCAGGCAAAUUGGAGACCUUUCACUCACCUCCUCUUCACAGGAUGUAAAUCAAAGUCCUCCUCUUUUGUUACCAAAUGAUAGCUGGUAUUCAGGGAACCUGUCUACUGCAAUGCAAGUAAUGCGAUAUAACCUCAGUGUUGCGUAUGCUUUAAGAGGAGAAUAUGAUAAAGCCAGCAAUAUACUAAAAGAGGUGUGGACUGAAAGAAAUGGAAAUAUGCCUCCACAAGUUAUCAUGUUGGCCAUGUACAUUCAACUGCAAAUGGGUCAUGCAGAUGUUAUGAAGAAUAUUGUCAAGAAGAAUAUAUUGCUUACUUGAAACUAUUGUUUAUUUUAAAGUAUUUGUCUUAUUUACAUAUGGGGAUGAGAGCUAGAAUUAUAUUGUACAUUUGUAUGUAGCCACGUGUUGGUAAAGGCUGUGAUUGACUAUAAUAUUUUGCAGAUUUUGAUUUAGUAUUAUUAUCACUGCAUUGUUGAUUUCUUAAUAAUUCAGUUAUACUCUCAUUCAACUUUUUUAUAUAUAUUUAUUAGAUUUAGUAAAAUAAAUUUCAGUUGAUUUAAAAAAGUUACAGAGUUCCUUUGCCUUCUAAUGAACCAAAUUUCAGUUUGUAGUUUUUGUGCAAUAAUAGGGGGUAAGACAAAUAAUAAUAAAGACUACAAUAUUUACA